This is a messenger RNA of Spea bombifrons (plains spadefoot toad), 1654 nucleotides long. It is a transcript of the gene NCF1, whose product is annotated as neutrophil cytosolic factor 1. Gene Ontology annotation, cellular component: cytoplasm; NADPH oxidase complex. The record is from RefSeq and is a predicted model, not a curated record. NCBI's taxonomy places the organism in Eukaryota, Metazoa, Chordata, Amphibia, Anura, Pelobatidae. Gene Ontology annotation, biological process: respiratory burst; superoxide anion generation. Bases 51 to 1226 code for a protein of 391 amino acids. Gene Ontology annotation, molecular function: protein binding; phosphatidylinositol binding; superoxide-generating NADPH oxidase activator activity. The transcript is spliced from 11 exons.
CCAGCCAGCGGAUUUCUUGGAUCCAUUGGACCGCAGCUGAUUCUAGCACUAUGUCUGAGCAGUUUAUCAGACACAUCCAACUACUGGGUUUUGAGAAAAGAUACUUUCCCAGCCAGCACUAUGUAUAUAUGUUUUUAAUAAAAUGGAAUGAUCUAAAAGAAAAGGUUGUGUACAGAAAAUAUACAGACAUCUAUGAGUUCCAUAAAGCAUUGAAAGAAAUGUUUCCUAUCGAAUCUGGAGAAAUAAAUAAGGAACACAGGAUUAUUCCUCAUCUACCAGCUCCAAAGUGGUUUGAUGGCCUUAGAUCCACAGAAAACAGACAGGUAACGUUGGCGGAUUACUGCUUGUCUUUGCUUAAUCUUCCUUCCAAGAUCUCCCGAUGCCCUCACGUUCUCAAUUUCUUUAAAGUCAGACCAGAGGAUGUAAACCCUGCAUCCAAUAACAAUGGUCGAAAACCCGAGACGUUUUUAUUAAACACUGAACUUACAAAACAAACAAAUGUGUCAGAUAUCACAGGUCCUAUUGUUCUGCAGUCAUAUCGAUUGAUCGCAGACUAUGAAAAGAAUUCCAAGAGCGAACUAGGGGUGAAAGCUGGUGACGUGGUGGAUGUGGUGGAAAAAAAUGAAAAUGGCUGGUGGUUCUGUCAGCUGAAAAACAAACGGGGCUGGGUUCCAGCUGCCUAUCUUGAACCUCUUGAUAGCCCAGAUGAAUCAGAAGAGCAGGAACCCAACUAUGCUGGUGAUUUACACAUCUCCACAAAAGCAUAUUCAGCAAUUAUGGAAGAUGAACUGACUGUUGAAGAGGGUGAAACUGUUGAAGUUAUCCAUAAGCUCCUAGAUGGAUGGUGGGUUGUCAGGAAGGGUAGCAUUACUGGUUAUUUCCCUGCAAUAUAUCUGCAGAAAUCUGGGCAAGCACCACCUGCAGAUGGCAACCAGACUACAAAAAAAAGUUUGCCCCCACGAAGGUCCACGAUUUCAAACGCAAACAGUAUCCACAAACAACAUCGUAAACAGAUUAGCCAAGAAACCUACAGGAGGAAUAGCAAGAAGUACCUAAACGAGCGACAGUCCAAAACUGAAUCCAUGAUCAUCGCCACAAUUGAUGAAGACAAAGAUUUGGAAAGUCCUUCUAAAGCUCAGCCUGCCAUCCCACCAAGACCAAGUAGGGACCUUAUCCUGGAUCGCUGUUCAGAUAGGACAAAGUGCAAGGUCCAAACUGUGAACUGAGCAAGCCUGGAAUCCCAAGGAACAUCCAGGAUCCAAAGCAGCGUUGUAACCCAUUAAGCAACAAAUUGUUUUUAAUAAAUAAGUGCAUUCUCAAAUCUACAGCUAGCUAUGGGUGUUCUGAAAUAAAAGCAGUAUUCCAUUACAUUUAUUAUUUGAAUGUGAAGAAGUAACACUGUAGUGUUGUGCAUUACUGUGUACACAAUUUUUCCUGAGCUUAAUUUGGAUGAUCUACAUAUGGUGUUGUUGAUAUUUAAGUAAACAUGUAGUGACCUUUUUUUUUAAAAUGCUUUAACUACUCAUUCCUGAUGUCAUAACUCUUCCUGAUGCCAUAACUCUUCAGAAUUCAAAAAACUCUUUUCUCUUUUGUAUGUAUGUAUACAUAUGUGUAUGUUUUUUAAAUUUCAUUAUUAAACGUGACUGAAAUACAA